Molecule: messenger RNA, 1035 nt
Organism: Letharia lupina
Lineage: Eukaryota; Fungi; Ascomycota; Lecanoromycetes; Lecanorales; Parmeliaceae
Exons: 1
Coding region: 1-1035 (344 amino acids)
Source: RefSeq, a predicted model, not a curated record
AUGCCGGCAGAGCCCCCUACACCCAUUGAAACCAGCAUCCCCAACCGCAGCUACCUCCUCAAACUCGACUGCAUCUCCUGCCCCUUCCUCAUUCGCCCCUCCAACCGCAACCAAUGGGAAAAAGACCCGCGCUCUAACCAAUUGACCCUAGCGCUCUACAUUGAUGGUCCCCACCCUCACCUCUUCCUCCAAGGUGAAACCCUCAACCCACUUUAUUACGAGCGCCGGGCGCCCUCGUUCUACAGCCAACCGCAUCCCUUCGCCCCGCCCUUCACUGCGAAUCAGAUUGGUGUGAAUGAGACGUUAGAGCAGGAAGAGAAUAACAAUGGAUGGGGGAUUCCUGUACGGCAGUUCGAGUUGGCGUAUGAGUUUGAUGUGGUGACCUAUGCGCCGAAGGAUAAGGUACGGGAGUGGGAGGUUCUCAUCGAAUUUCAGAUUACGGGGUUGAGGCAUGAGGAGCAUGUGCCGAAGGAUAUCCCUUUCUCAGGUGGCGUGUCUUCUCCGGAGACGGAGGGCGUGGUGCCGGGUGUGACUAGCGUUGUUAGGCUGGUGCUGGGGUAUACAGCAUUCGAGGAGAUAAGGAUCGAUGCUUUGGAGCUGAUGCCGAAGGAAACGAUGGCUAAAGUCGCGGGCAAACAGAUCGAAGUACUGCGCAAGGCGGCGGAAUCGAAGGGGGAGAAGAGUAUCACAACUGCAAAUUGGGGCGGAAGGCUGCGCGAUAUCAACGGUCCAGACGGCAAGGACAUAUAUACCGAGCAUGCCUCGUUCAAGCCGGGGGAGUGGAAUGACUGCGGUAGGAAGGAUGAGUGGGGGAGGCAGAUCAUGUGCAAGGUGGACGACUUCAAGGCGUGGUCACCAAUGAUAUUCGUGAUAUCACUAAUGUUGCUGGCGGUCGUAUUGAUCGGGAUAUUUGUUUUGGUUGUGUUUAUGGCCUGGCUCGCAAUCCGCUUCCUGGGAGGCCAGAAGAUUCAGGAGGUGGUCACGGCUAAGGGCGAGAAUGAUGCUUUGCUGCUCUUUGGGGAUGAAGAGCUUUGA